This is a messenger RNA of Nycticebus coucang (slow loris), 1398 nucleotides long. RefSeq names its product OCIA domain containing 1 (gene OCIAD1). Bases 182 to 925 code for a protein of 247 amino acids. The record is from RefSeq and is a predicted model, not a curated record. The transcript has 9 exons. NCBI's taxonomy places the organism in Eukaryota, Metazoa, Chordata, Mammalia, Primates, Lorisidae. Gene Ontology annotation, cellular component: endosome.
GUCAUUUUGCGUCUAUCUGGGUGACAUCUGCGCGGCUCGGUGUCUCUUGGCCCCCUCCAUUUCUGCGGUCCUUCCCUCUUUUUUUCCCCUCCUUUCCCCUCUCGAGUCUUCUUCGGGCUUUCUGCCCCUUGAUCGCCUGGGCUUGCUGCUCCGUCACCUGCUGCCGUCUUCGGGAGGAAAGAUGAAUGGGAGGGCUGAUUUUCGAGAGCCGAAUGCAGAAGUUCCAAGACCAAUUCCUCACAUAGGGGCUGAUUACAUUCCAACAGAGGAAGAAAGAAGAGUCUUCGCAGAAUGCAAUGAUGAAAGCUUUUGGUUCAGAUCUGUGCCUUUGGCUGCAACAAGUAUGUUGAUUACUCAAGGACUAAUUAGUAAAGGAAUACUUUCAAGUCAUCCCAAAUACGGUUCCAUCCCUAAACUUAUAUUCGCUUGUAUCAUGGGAUACUUUGCUGGAAAGCUUUCUUACGUGAAAACUUGCCAGGAGAAGUUCAAGAAUCUUGAAAAUUCCCCUCUUGGAGAAGCUUUGCGGUCAGGACAAGCACGACGAUCUCUACCAGCGGGGCAUUAUUCUCAAAAGUCAAAAUAUGACUCAAGUGUGAGUGGUCAGUCAUCUUUUGUGACAUCCCCAGCGGCAGACAACAUAGAGAAAGAAAUGCUUCCUCAUUAUGAGCCAAUUCCAUUCAGUGCUUCUGUGAAUGAUUCUACUCUCACUGGUAUUACUGAUCAUGUUGCCCAAGGACCUGAUCCCAACCUUGAAGAAAGUCCUAAAAGAAAAGGUAUUACAUAUGAGGAAUUAAGGAAUAAGAACAGAGAGUCAUAUGAAGUAACUUUAACACAAAAGACUGACCCCUCAGUCAGGCCUAUGCAGGAAAGAGUGCCCAAAAAAGAAGUCAAAGUAAACAAAUAUGGAGAUACUUGGGAUGAGUGAAAAAUUACAUCUUUGGACCUACUGAAGGAGUUUCACGCCCAGCUUCAUCUAGGUGGUCAUGAUACCUGCAUGCUUUGCGCUCAGCAGCAGUCUGCAUAAACAUAUAUAAAUGAGAUCUUGGGUUUUGUGGUUUGACUUAUUAUGAUGUUUCUAAAAACACAGAUUUAGUGUUAAUAUUGUAUAAACAUACUUACCUUGGGAGCUAUCUGAAUGAUGGUAUUAUGCCUUGAUUGUACAGUUUGUGAAAUCGUUUCAAGUUACAACUCAAAUACUCUUAUAAAACUAUUGAGAUUUAAUGUUCUUCAAUCAGCAUAUGUGAAAAUAAAUAAUAUCUGCAUGUUGAAUUGGGAUGGGUGUGGGGAAACAAACAUAAUUUUAAGUGUUAAGCUUUACAUCAAAAAUUGUGUAAAAGCCUUGCUUCAAUUUUUGCUGUUUUAUUUUAAUGUUUAUGGCAAAUAAAAUGUAAAGGAACA